AAGAAUCAAAUACCUCACCCACUACUUUAUAUAUGGGUGCAAGCGUUGAUUGACAACCCCAAUCAUUGAAAGCUCUUCCUCUUCUUCUUUCUUCUUCUUCCUGGCAAAUAUAUUUAGGUUCAAGUUGAUCUUUCAAAUACAGAGCAAUUCGAUCAAACCCUCAUACUGAAUGGCUAAUGUGGUAGAGCUGAAGGUGGGUUUGCACUGUGAGGAGUGCAUCAAGAAAAUCUUGAAGGCCAUUAAAAAGAUAGAAGAUAUUGAAACAUAUAACGUCGAUGCACAGCUGAACAAGGUCACAGUGACCGGCAACGUAACAACGGAAGAAGUCAUGAGGGCUCUCCAUAAGAUUGGGAAGCAAGCAAGCAAUUGGGAGGAAGGUCCAGUUGCUCCAGUAUCAUAAACUAUAUGAGGACUUGCAUAUAAUUAAGCCCACGGAUCAAGUAGUUGUUCAAUUUCACAAGAGUGAUUAUGUAGAGAUCAAAGCAGAGAUUAUGGCGAAAGAGAGCAGAACAAAUCAAAGAAGAGAAGAGCAACAAUUUAUGAUCCUACAAAGAGGGAGAGAGAGAGAGAGGAACGUAUUACUUCUUAAUGUAGACUUGAUCUUUUUUAUCUUGGUGGUUCUUUCCUACAAAGCAGAUUGCACCUAUUAGAGCUAUGUAAAAAUGGGAUGAAUUCAGUCUCUAAGCUUCCAUGAUUCUAUUCUUAUGAACUAAAAUCUGUGACUUGAAAGUCUCUGAAUUCUUAAGACAAUAAUACAGGUG
Molecule: messenger RNA, 761 nt
Organism: Ilex paraguariensis (yerba mate)
Lineage: Eukaryota; Viridiplantae; Streptophyta; Magnoliopsida; Aquifoliales; Aquifoliaceae
Source: the annotation of a GenBank genome assembly